Onychomys torridus (southern grasshopper mouse) is the source of this 1275-nucleotide messenger RNA. RefSeq names its product craniofacial development protein 1 (gene Cfdp1). The coding region runs from base 152 to 1048 and encodes 298 amino acids. The record is from RefSeq and is a predicted model, not a curated record. The transcript is spliced from 8 exons. Lineage: Eukaryota; Metazoa; Chordata; Mammalia; Rodentia; Cricetidae.
ACCACGUGGCACCGUCUGCGCAUGUGCGCACGCCUUCAGGGCUGCCCUAGCUGCUGGUCCAGCGCCUCUAUGGUCUCGCCCUAGAGCUUUGCUGUGUGGUUGGGGGCAGUGGCCGCAGUCGUGUGGGUAGCAGGCCCCAAGUGACAGCAGCAUGGAGGAAUUCGACUCCGAAGACUUCUCCACGUCGGACGAGGACGAGGACUACGUGCCGUCGGGUGGAGAGUACAGUGAAGACGAUGUCAAUGAACUAGUGAAGGAAGACGAAGUGGAUGGUGAAGAGCAGGCUGAGAAAACCAAAGGGAAAAGAAGGAAGACUCAGAGCAUAACAGCCAGAAAGAGAAAGCAGAGUGGCUUCUUGUUAGAGGACGAGGAGGAGGAGGAGGAGGGCGGCAAGGAAGAGCCUGGAGGUGGCAGUAGUGGAGAAGAUGAAGAGGAGCAAGGAGGCCUUGGGUCCGAGAAUGCAAGGAAGAAGAAGGACGAUGAGCUGUGGGCCAGCUUCCUCAAUGACGUGGGGCCCAAGUCAAAAGCAGCUCCAAGGUCACAAGUUCAGGCAGCAGAGGAGACCGAAGAGACUAGUUCAAAUAAACUGUUGGUGAAAGCAGAUGAGCUGGAGAAACCUAAAGAAUCAGAAAAAGUGAAAAUUACCAAGGUGUUUGACUUCGCUGGUGAAGAAGUGAGGGUGACUAAGGAAGUAGAUGCUGCGUCCAAGGAAGCCAAGUCUUUCCUCAAGCAGACUGAGAAGGAAAACCCUCAGGCUGGUGUCACUUCAGCAGCGCCACCACUCCCUGCGGGGUCGGGGAUAAAAAGGUCAAGUGGCAUGAGCAGCCUUUUGGGGAAAAUUGGAGCCAAAAAACAGAAAAUGAGCACCCUUGAGAAGUCCAAACUGGACUGGGAGAGCUUCAAGGAGGAAGAAGGGAUUGGUGAAGAGCUGGCUAUCCAUAACCGAGGGAAAGAAGGGUACAUUGAACGGAAAGCUUUUCUGGAUCGAGUGGACCACAGGCAGUUUGAAAUCGAGCGAGAUCUCAGGCUGAGCAAAAUGAAACCUUGACAUUCUGGGGAGAAUUAGUAGCAGCUUAACCCUAUUGACAAUCCCGGAAAACACACUCUGCACUUCUCACUGUGACGUCAGAGUCGAGGGGCAGGACCCACCAGCAAGCCAGGCCGCCUGAACUAGACAUGGCUGUUCUCUGAACAAGUGGCUGUUUCUCAUAGGCAUAAACCAGACAGAGGGGGCUGGAGAGAUGGCUCAGAGGUCAAGAGCACCAACUGCUCUUC